Pelodiscus sinensis (Chinese soft-shelled turtle) is the source of this 2836-nucleotide messenger RNA. NCBI's taxonomy places the organism in Eukaryota, Metazoa, Chordata, Testudines, Trionychidae. The record is from RefSeq and is a predicted model, not a curated record.
CUGCAUGUGAGUAUGAAAUAACCAUUUAGUAGUUAUGAAAAUAAUACACACAUAACCAGAAUCUUGGGAACUGCAUAACUGAAAAACAAUGUUGUCAUUAACUAUAUUGCAUUUCAAUACUCCGAUAUAGGAAGAAAAAAAAGAAAAACCUAAUACGAAGACAUUUACUAGCACAGUUAGAAUGAGGUCUCCCAGCCUGAAGAAACAAAAUGUUUUAAAACCUUAAUUUCUGAAUAUUAUCAUUAACAUUCAAGGAUGCAUCAAACCUAUGUUUGGGAGAAUACAGAUUUCAAAAGGCUUUAAAGUGUAUUCCCUAGACAGCACUGAAGCAGUACAGUCUAGAGAUAACAAAGUUGCAAGAUCUACAACUGCAGGAAGUGUGGGUAAUGAUGUCUUUGUAAAGACCUUAGAUGGAACACAGAAGGCUCUAGUUUUACAUGUAAGCAGUUGCAGUAGUUGCUGCAUGGAUGUUACAUGAUCACAAGUGAGAGAAGAGCAAUUGUGAAUAAGAGAGAUGCCUCUAACUAGAAAUAAUGGAGCUGGGAAAAGGAAAACUUUUGAGAACUGGCCUUAAUGCCUUAUAUCAGGCAAUCCACCCUGUGCAUGGUAUUGCCUGGACGGAUGGGAAGCAAGUGAUACUGACUGCUUUACAUCUUCACAAUGGAGAGCCAAAGUUUGGUGACUCACGUGUUAUUGGUCAGUUUGAACAUGUUCAUGGACUUUACUGGGGCCCUUGUGCUACAGACACCACAACUCUGCUUGCUGUUCAGCAUAAAAAGCACAUAACUAUUUGGCAGCUGAGCUAUAACCUUUCAGAAAGGAAUAAGCUCUUGGUUUCUCAGAUUUGUGAAACUGGUGAGCCAUUUCCAGUGCUUCCCCAGGGCUGUGUGUGGCAUCCAAAGAAAGAGAUCUUGGCUGUGCUUACUACACGGGAUGCCUCAGUCUUACACACUGUUCGUCUCAACAACUCAAGAAUUAAAGCUGAUAUCAAAGGUAGUGGUCUCAUUCACUGCGCUUGUUGGACUAAGGAAGGCAAUCGCUUAGUAAUUGCUAUAGGCAGCGCACUUCAUUCCUACAUAUGGGAUGAUGCUCAGAAAACUUUAAAUGCUUGCUUCUUUUGCCCAAUUUUUGAUGUGGGAGGUUAUAUAUGUGCUGUAGAAGCUACUUUGGAUUCCCAAGUUGCUGUUGCCACUGAGCUUCCAUUAGAUAAGAUCUGCGGUUUAAAUUCAGGUAUUGCUUUUGAAGUCCCAGCUGGUGGUGAAACAAAUUCUUUUCCUUCACAGUCUACCUUAGUAUGUGGUGAUGAAGAGUUCUCCAUGGAUGUGAGGAAAAAGUCAUUGGACUCAGAAAAAUCUGUACCCAUUGUUUCAGUACCUUCUCCUUCCACAGUUCCUGUGGAUCUAACCCAUAUUCUUUCCAGCAAACAAAGACCUUGCUCCAGUCCUCUUAUUCAUCUUAGGCACAAGGAUUAUCUAACAGGAAGUGGCCAAGACUCUUCACACCUGAUCUUGGUAACUUUUGAAAGAAAGGUUACCACUACCAGAAAAGUCAGCAUCCCAGGCAUUCUGGUUCCUGAUAUAAUGGCUUUUGACCAUAAAACUCGUACUGUGUCAGUAGCCUCCAAUACUUGUAACAUUAUUUUGGUCUAUUCUUUGACUUCAUCCUGUUUACCCAAUAUUCAACAAAUUCAGCUUGAGAAAAGUGAAAGACCAAAGGGCUUGUGCUUCCUGACUGAAAAAUUGUUAUUGAUUUUAGUUGGAAAGCAGAAAUUCACUGACCCUGCAUUUCUGCCAUCAUCUAAGUCAGACAAGUAUGUCAUCCGUUUGAUGAUCAAAGAAAUACUUUUUGAAGAGAGUUCUUCAGCAGCUGCAGGAACUAGUGGUAACUCCAGCUUGAAUGCCUUUUUGAACAUACCUGUGAAAAAAGUGUCACCAGAAAAUCUGUCUGUGGAAGUUCAUCCUCUAAGCAAUGGUCUCCUGAUACCAAGCCAUCCUAUUCAAUCUCCUGUUAACAGAAAAAAACUUAUUGAAGAAAUUAAAAGCCCAACCUAUGAGCAACAUCUGUUGUCAUGUGUGAGGGACAUCACAGAAAGAAAGAUUUCUAUGGAUUCUCCCUCGGCUCUGGAAACUUUGGAUGUUGAACCAACCAAUCGGUCAUUGGCCUUGCAUGGGCUUAGAACACCUGCUGCAUUUUCUAACAGACCAGCAUCUCCAAAAAGGCAGGUGGAUGUAGAUCCAGAAAUUUCAAAUGCUCCUAAAAAUAAUAUUCUGCUUAGUGAAAAAGAAGCAAGGUAUUUAUCUCAGAAUAUGGAAAGAUUAUGUGACAGUUUUACAGAAGUACAGCAUCACCUUUCUGAGCUAACAGAACUUCUAAAAUCCAGGAAGACAUUUCUUUCAGUAUAUCCAUCUUCUCAGGAGCCAUCUUUUAUUAACAUCAUUUAUCAGAAGCAGCUUUCUGAACCUGGGGAAGAUAAAAGGCGAGCUGUUAUUCUCUGCAAUGGUAAACUCCGUCUAAGUGUAGUGCAGCAGAUUUUCAGCCUCUCUCUCAUUGAAAUGCAACAUGGUUCAACUUGGAUUGUUCUCACAGCUGACAGCGAAGGCUUUGUUCCAUUAAUAUUCGGAUCCAUGCAGGAGAUAAUCAUAAGAGAUGCCAAUUCAAAAGGCUAUAGCACCCAUUCUUCCAAAACUUUGGAUAUCAUCAGUUCUACAGAAGGGUAUAGACCCAUGUCUUCAGAAAGUCUGGAUAUCACCAGUUCUUUGGAAGUCCUUAGGGAACAUUCUUCCAAAAGUCUAGAUACCAGCAGCUCUUCAGAACAGUCAACCAGUAAAACAUAAUU